GGGAGGGAGCUCAGGGAUCCUCGUAGGCUACUGAUCUUUCAGCUGUGACCACCAGCACUCCCCGGUCUGUCUCGGAAUAUUAUGCUUAUCCAUGCUUUGUGGAAACAGAUUUUAAUGGUCAUGAUGUGAUCUCACCCCAGAUAACCUCUAUGGAGUCCCUACCCGUGCCUCUCUCAGCAGAGUGCGAACACAAUGGCACAUGGCCCAAGGCCUUGUCUGAGACAGACUGCGCCGCUGCUACCCAGGCCAACCUCUCCACAAAGGGGCUUGGGGACAGCGAGCCCCAGCUACGCACGGUGUUGCUGGGCACCCUGCUGGGCGGCCUGUCUCUGCUGACCGUCUUCAUGAACCUGCUGGUGCUGUACGCGGUGCGGCGGGACCGGAUGCUGCACACCGUGGGGAACCUGUACAUCGUCAGCCUCUCCGUGGCUGACCUCAUCGUGGGUGCCACGGUGAUGCCCCUGAACCUGGCCUACUUGCUGGCCGACGAGUGGAGGCUGGGCCGGGCCGCCUGCCAGUUCUGGCUCGUCAUGGAUUAUGUGGCUAGCACCGCCUCCAUCUUCAGCCUCUUCAUCCUGUGUGUGGACCGGUACCGCUCGGUGGAGCACCCCUUGCGCUACCUGAAGUACCGCACCCGGGGCCGGGCGGCGAUCACGAUCUCCGGUGCCUGGCUCGUCUCGCUCCUGUGGGUCGUGCCCAUCCUAGGUUGGAGGUCGUUCGCUCAGGUGGAUCAGAAACCUGAGGCGGAGAGGCAGUGCGACACAGACUUCCGCUUCGUGACAUGGUUCAAGGUCCUGACGGCCACGUUGAAUUUUUACGUGCCGUCCGUCCUGAUGCUGUGGUUCUAUACAAAAGUGUUUCUGGCGGUGCGAGAACACUAUCGUCAGUGGGAGAGAAUUUUCAGCCCACUGGAAUCUUCCUCUCAGGAAGAUUCUGGAGUCUUACACAAAGGAGCCAGUAGAGCUCCUCACAGAGGCUUGUCUGCUUGUAAGCAUGCUGACAGGUUCCUGGAUCAGUACAGCCUAGAGCAGCAGCUUGAAUGCAGAGAACAAAGUGUGAUACCAAACAGAGAAGUGCAGACAGUGCAGAAUAAGACGAAGGAGAGGACCCUCUCUGAAAAACGUUCCCUCUUUCGAAUAUCUCCUAAAAUCAACCAAUGUGCCGAGAACAGUUUUGGCUCAGUGCACGAAGGUGACUUUGUGAGUGACAGCCCUUCUAAGGUGUCAGCGCGGCCAACAGAUUUUUUGCUGUCAGGUCCAGAGGACGAUGCAAACGACUCCAGGAUGUCCGUUAACAGUUGCAAAGUCACGGUAGCCAACUCGGUGGCCGAUGCUGAUGAGCCAACAACAUCCAGCCCUGAACUCUAUCAAUUAGGUCCGUCAGGAACGAGCAGUAACAACAACCACUCCCGACAACAAUCGAGCCAAAGCCCGAAGACGUCGCCGUCCAAGCCAGCGGCCGUCCUCAGACACAGCUGGCAGAAGUUCUGCGAUCAGUCCCGGCAGCAGGUGCAGAACGUGCGCAUCCACAAGGAGCGCAAGGCAGCCCAGCAGCUGGGCCUGAUCAUCACUGGCUUCAUGGUGUGCUGGAUCCCCUACUUCAUCACCUUCAUGGUCAUGGCCCUCUGCACCACCUGCGUGCCUCACGACCUGCACAUGUUCACCAUCUGGCUGGGCUACCUCAACUCCACGCUCAACCCGUUCCUCUACCCCAUGUGUAACGAGAACUUCAAAAGGGUCUUCAAGAAGAUACUUCAUAUUCCCUCUCGGCAGGGCUGUUAAGAGGAACAUUCCAACACCUGUACCUGCAAUGACAUGGUCAAAUGAAUGUUAUUUUACACAAAUGUGUUAUGUUUUAUACAAAAUCUCUAAAGGAAUGUCGACAGGGAUGGGCAAAAUGUAUUCAUUAGGUACAAUCCAGUGCCACAUAUUGCAAAUGACCUUGUUUUACCUGAUCAAUUCAACCAGGUGAUCAAUCAACCAGCAAU
Messenger RNA from Engraulis encrasicolus (European anchovy), 1987 nucleotides. It is a transcript of the gene hrh1, whose product is annotated as histamine receptor H1. Gene Ontology annotation, molecular function: G protein-coupled serotonin receptor activity; histamine receptor activity; neurotransmitter receptor activity. Bases 150 to 1781 code for a protein of 543 amino acids. Gene Ontology annotation, cellular component: plasma membrane; dendrite. The record is from RefSeq and is a predicted model, not a curated record. Gene Ontology annotation, biological process: positive regulation of vasoconstriction; G protein-coupled receptor signaling pathway, coupled to cyclic nucleotide second messenger; regulation of vascular permeability. The transcript has 2 exons. NCBI's taxonomy places the organism in Eukaryota, Metazoa, Chordata, Actinopteri, Clupeiformes, Engraulidae.